This is a messenger RNA of Vanrija pseudolonga, 324 nucleotides long. RefSeq lists its product as uncharacterized. The record is from RefSeq and is a predicted model, not a curated record. The transcript has 2 exons. The coding region runs from base 1 to 324 and encodes 107 amino acids. NCBI's taxonomy places the organism in Eukaryota, Fungi, Basidiomycota, Tremellomycetes, Trichosporonales, Trichosporonaceae.
AUGAAGCGCGAACCCGACGACACGCCGAGCGUCCUCUCCCCGGCCCCCUCGUCCCCGGCGUCGCCCACCUCGGACGCCGUCCCCGCGACGAAGAAGCGCAAGACGGCGAGCAAGUCCGCCACCAAGCCCCCUAGCGGCGAGCUCACGCCCGAGAAGAAGGCGCUCCUGAUGGACGCUAUCAUUUCGGCGGGAUACAAGGCUCUCGACAUGACCAAGAUGGCCACCGAGCUCGGACUCAACGCCAAGCAGCUGCAGAACGCGUUCGGGCCCAACCGCAAGGGAAACCUUCGCCACAAGGCCGUCGUUGCCGUCUCUGGAAAGUGA